AUGUACCGAGCUUUUAAAAUCGCCGCUUCUGAUCUCCAGGGCAAAGAGAGAAUUCCCCAAGGGGUGACUUAUAACCUUGGAGGUGGCAGCCGUCCAACCUCCUCCAUCCGAGGUGUUCAACGUGGUGCGGAUCAUUUCGGCACAUUUGAUGUAACCCCCAAACACGACACUAUCACCAAAGGAGAUGGUGUUAGUUUUAAUGUUGAGACAGUGCCCAAAGCCCUCAAGGAUCACCUCCAAAAACCUCCAGUAUCCCGCCAAGCGCUCAUUGAGAGCCUACAGGCAUCACUGGCUGAAAGUUACACUGUCAACAGAAAUGAUGGUUUACCUAUCUACCCAGGAGGGCCAGGCUCUACGACGGCUUCAGAUGUGAAGAUGGAGGCACUGUCCAACACUGGAGAAGGAGGAGACAAGAAGCUAGUACAUGCAGGGUCAAACGGAUUGGUCAUGGCCAUGGUGACUGCUUUUGCCCAGCACUUGCCAUUAGAGCUCUCCCCUGACUCUAUCUGGAUUGCAAUCUCAUAUGCCUUUGCCAAGCAUGUGGACAAGAAUGCUGAAGCUCUACGAAAGAAUUUUGUGCAGCAUGAAGGAAAGAAGCGCCUCUUGGUGGAAACCGAUCCUAGCUUUGCCAUGAGCAAAGGAGGAGACCCCGACACAGGUGCCUCAGCCAAAGAAUGGGAGAACCAAAUCUUUCCAGCUUUCUCGAGGCAAAUCAAGGACCACAUCGGCAAGAAGACUCAUGAAGCAAUCGCAGCCAGCUUUACCACUACCACAGCCUCGGCGAAGGCUUGCCAUGAAAUCACCCUCAUGUCGGCUAUGAAGAACUACUUUAGUUAUGGCAUGAGAACUUGUUGUGGCAUUCCUGAAAUCACAUUGUUAGGGACAGUGGACGACUGGGUUCAGCUGCGUGCCCGAGCUGAACAUUUGGGGAGCCUGAUGACACCAGAAUUCUCCGAGUACUGGAUGCCCCUUUUGCUGCCUGUAUUGGAUGAAUUUGUGGAGAGCUACAAGGGCAAUGUAAACCAUGGCUUUUGGCAGUCCAUGGUGAAGCUCCGCUACACAGGAGGUGGGUCUGGAUCCCACACUUUCAUCUCUGGUUGGAUGCAAAUCCUAUUUCCUUAUCUGGGAUCAGGCCGUCUCACCAAGAGCCUCAAGCCAUGGCAUGAGAUGUACUUUUAUGGCCCAGAGCUUGGCAGCUUCCCACCUCUCGCUUCAUCCGCCCCGGUGGAUUGGGAAUACCAUGGCGCCACUUUUGACCUCGAGUUCUUUGCUGGUGUCAUUGGAUUCGCCCAAGACAACUCUAACGGCGCCCUUUCUCCUGUGCUGGGAUGGUAUGUUGCUCAUGCUCCUCCAAAGUCCCCGUCCCUUCAGCUGAAGGAAGCCAAAAAAGAGCUCAAUGAUCUCAUGCUGGGUCACAAGGAAGAGGCAUCGGCCGAACAAGUCGAUGAGAAAGCUCCGUGGUAUCAGCGUGUUUCGUUUCUCAAGGAUAAGAUCCUCAAAUUGGAGAGCACAGCUGCAAACCAAUGCAUCUCUUAA
Seminavis robusta is the source of this 1536-nucleotide messenger RNA. The record is from the annotation of a GenBank genome assembly. Lineage: Eukaryota; Bacillariophyta; Bacillariophyceae; Naviculales; Naviculaceae.